Molecule: messenger RNA, 180 nt
Organism: Zychaea mexicana
Lineage: Eukaryota; Fungi; Mucoromycota; Mucoromycetes; Mucorales; Lichtheimiaceae
Exons: 2
Coding region: 1-180 (59 amino acids)
Source: RefSeq, a predicted model, not a curated record
AUGAUUCUACUGAACGGCGACGGAUCGCUCAUGGUCUACGACGACGGCAGCAGCAAAGCGGGCAUGCUUUGUUUGAGCAAAUCUGGCAAUGCCGAGCGGUUUGGCGAUAAUCUUGUUGGACCAUCAUUGGACCAUGACCGCUUAGAUGAAAAUUUCAUGGCGAUAGCAUCGGUUUUCUGA